Zophobas morio is the source of this 1854-nucleotide messenger RNA. RefSeq lists its product as uncharacterized. Lineage: Eukaryota; Metazoa; Arthropoda; Insecta; Coleoptera; Tenebrionidae. Bases 664 to 1854 code for a protein of 396 amino acids. Gene Ontology annotation, cellular component: exomer complex. Gene Ontology annotation, molecular function: protein binding. The transcript is spliced from 12 exons. The record is from RefSeq and is a predicted model, not a curated record. Gene Ontology annotation, biological process: Golgi to plasma membrane transport.
UUAGAAUACGGUGACUCACUUAAGCGUCGGUCUAAUUGUAUUCUAUCGGCUAAAGGUCUUGGCCCUCCUGAUCUUUGUCAUUUAACUAAAACUAUAGAAACUCAAUCGUCACUAAUAAAAGCAACAUCAGUACAGCAAAGCAUUGUAGGUACUUACCACCACAUAGUUGGACUCGCCUACAAAAACCCCGCUGAUGUCGCCGCAUACAUUACUUCUUUAGUAAAUGAACAGCAAAAAACAACAGUGACUGUUUCAAGUAAAAGUUUCUGGAAGAUACAAAAGGCUAUUUAUUGCUCAUAUAACGCUUUUUCGACUCUGGAUGUGAUAGUUCAGAUAGAAUUUCCUGGGACGGUUAGAGUGUUUGUAAUUGAUUUAGACGGUCGCAAGUAUGAAAGUGACGAGAAUAAUUGGAGAGAGACUUAUGUAUCAAGUGUGCUACGCUAUAUAAAUAAGUCAACUGCUUCCAACGGUUCCGUGGAUUGUUUGCGUUCAUACUCUCCGCUAAGUACAUAUGUUGAUAGAGAUAACUUUAUACAGGCCAGUAAGAUUUUAUUUUGGGAAGGAGUACGCUUAGGAUCAACGCUUAAUAACUUAAGAACCACAAACUUAAAUAAUGUUUUAACAACAUCCUUAAAAGAAUUUUUUUUCAGUACAUCAAGCUACAUGGAAUGUAUUACUUAUUUUAGCGAUUUAGCUCGUCGCGAUAUCGAACUAAACUGCGUUCUUGCUGAGUGUUAUGAUUGUAUGGACAAUACUACAAAGGCUGUUUGUCUACUAGCUCAUACACUUCUUAGUUGCGAUAUCAUAAUAGAGUACUCUCCAGAAAUAUUAACAUUACAGUCACAACUACUACUGAAAGGUGGUGACCUCGAACCAGCUCUAGUUAUAGCAAAAUUGGCUGUGGAAAUAGCACCAAAGUUUCCUAAAUCAUGGCUGAAUUUGGCUUCUCUCUGCGUUAAAAAUUGCGACACUGAGACCGCCUUGAUUGCUCUGAAUGCCACACCCAUGCCUACUUCCUGUGAUUAUGAGCUCUCGAAACUUAAUAGUUUAAAAAAACCAGAAAUUAUUGGCCGAAAAUCUAAAAAAUGGUGUGCAGAGAAAGAGUAUGGAGAUUUUAUUCUAGUUAAUCUUCCUUCAAUGAAGCUUCAUGGUCUUUUCUUAAAAGCUUACGAAGUCUUAAUUCAGAUAUGGGAAGCUUGCUCAUGGGAAACUCUGUUGUCCCUCAGGUAUAAGAUUUUUUUAACUGAAGCCGAGUUAAUCGACGAAGACGUUUGUAUACCCAAAGAAGGCAACACUGACGCGCAAGUUGCUGAGAGCAAUAAACACGAGCGGUACGAGGUUUCCGCUCCAAAAAAGUAUUUAAAAAGGCCAAUAAAAAGAUGGUUAGAUCAACUUCUUCUGGCCUUACAUCAAGAUUUGACAUAUUGUAGAAUCUGGGAAGCUCGUGAAAAGAAACUUGCUACUGCUGGCUAUGAAGAUUCUAGGACGUUUGGAGACUUCGUGCAUUAUGCAAAGCUUAACCAAAGACUGCAACGCAAAGACCAGGCCUAUGACCUCUUGCACAAGUCUUUAAAUAUAGGGUUUUCACACGAAGCUUACCUCGCUUUACUACAAACCUACUCUGAAGAUGGCUUCAUUGAAGAAAGUAUUAAAAUUGUCCGCAUUCUAGAAAAAUAUUAUGAGGAUAUUGGAACUUGCGUUCCUUUUGAACUUUCUAAAUCAAUUUAUAAACUGGUGGCAAAGCACGGAUUAUCUAAAUUUAAUCAAAUUGGUAAGGUAGUUAAUGAAGAUAACUGCUUGCAACAAAGCAUAAAAAAUAUUGUAAACUGGAAAACAUUUGGGUACGACAGAUAA